AUGUCUUUUGUUGUUACUCCCACGCCACAAACGCGUCAGACCUUCGCUCUCCAACACCCCCGAUCCUCCCCGAUCCCCGUCUUCUCACACGGCGGUGGAUUCUACAUGGGCACACACACGCUCCCCGACCCCGCGUCCAUCAUCUACCACACCCUUGGCUCUUUCUUUGCCACCCGCGGAUUCAUCACCAUCGCCCCUGACUACCGCCUCGUCGACUCUGGUGUGAAGUUCCCUGGUGCAGCGCAGGACGUGCGGGAUGCGAUGCAGUGGGUCGUGGAUAACCUUCCCUUCCCAGAUUCUGAUAUCUACGUCCUCGGCCAUUCUGCGGGGGCGAUGAACCUGAUUACCAUCCCUGCUCUCCCGGAGCUGUACUCCCCCACUUUGCAGCCCCGUAUCACAGGCGCGGUCCUCCUCUAUAUGAAAGAUUCCGUCAGGCUUUACUAUGGCGAAGAUGAUGAGGCGAAGCAGAGGAUGUCAGUGGCAUUGUUGGGUUCAGCGAGAUUGUCGGCUCCGAGGCUCCUGCUCGGUAUUGACAAGAGGAAUAUUUCCUGCCUUCGUCCCAUCAUGGAGAGGUUCGGUGGAGCUCUCAGUGCAAGGAGCGAUGCUGGGUGGUUAGGCUUGGGGUGCCAAAGUGCCAUUUUCACAUGCAUGCAGCCCAAGGAUACUGAGGGAUUGCGCAUGCAUGCACAUCGUAAUCCUCGUCUUCUCUCAUGGCGACGGCUUCAACACUAUCCGUUAUCUGAAUCAAUCACGACUUCGGCUCCCUCUUCGCCACCCGCAGAUUCACCGCCAUCAUUCCCGAUUACCGCCUCGUCGACUCUCAGCCAAUGGGUAUAA
Messenger RNA from Desarmillaria tabescens, 837 nucleotides. Its product is annotated as Alpha/Beta hydrolase protein. The coding region runs from base 1 to 837 and encodes 278 amino acids. Gene Ontology annotation, molecular function: lipase activity. The transcript has 2 exons. NCBI's taxonomy places the organism in Eukaryota, Fungi, Basidiomycota, Agaricomycetes, Agaricales, Physalacriaceae. The record is from RefSeq and is a predicted model, not a curated record.